AUGGAACAACCACAACAGCAACAGACAGAAGAGAAAGACGAAGCAGAUACAAAUGUUAGAAAUCUUCGUAGUCGUACCAUAUCAUUAGUGACACCCAAACAUCGUGAAUCUUCAACGUCUAUUCCACCAGCUAAAAUUCUUUGUCGUCGGCAUACUGUCUUUUCUGCCUCUUCAUCAACAAGAUCUCGUUUGGCAGUAUCAGCACUUAUAAAUAUCAAGGGUUAUCAUUUUCCAUCAGUUGAUAUUUGGACGUGCACUGAAGAGCAUCAUAUGGAUUCAACAUGUUUUCUCUUGUGGUUAGAUUCAACUUGUGCAACAUUAUGA
This is a messenger RNA of Rotaria sordida, 324 nucleotides long. The record is from the annotation of a GenBank genome assembly. NCBI's taxonomy places the organism in Eukaryota, Metazoa, Rotifera, Eurotatoria, Philodinida, Philodinidae.